Molecule: messenger RNA, 318 nt
Organism: Penicillium cosmopolitanum
Lineage: Eukaryota; Fungi; Ascomycota; Eurotiomycetes; Eurotiales; Aspergillaceae
Exons: 2
Coding region: 1-318 (105 amino acids)
Source: RefSeq, a predicted model, not a curated record
AUGGCUGUAUACGCGGAAUUCUCGCGUGCUGAUUGGCUCAACUUCACCCCUGUGGAUGGGCUGGUUAGAACUUGGAACGCAUGGCCCUUAUCGAAUGUACGGGCUGCAUUGAACCGUUUAAUCGAGUGGGCUCUGAUUAGACCCGCCUCGGUCGCAUCAUCUUACUAUCCUGGUAUUCCAUUCAAUUCACCGGAGAACUAUACCAGCCUGCAGGAUAGAUGGACCCACGUAGCGAAUUAUGCUGUCUGGCCUGAGAGCGUUGGCUACUUUACUCGAACAACUCCUUCGUUCCUAACGAUGUCAAGGCUUAUGCUAUAG